CUUCACCGGAGACAGAACCCGGAAAAACAAACGGGAAUGUGACGGCGCCUUCGUCUGGGAAAGAAAAGAAAAGAAAAGAAAAGAAGGCGCUUUUCACUGAGUCUAGAAGCAUUUGUUGUGACGCAGCAGGACACAGGACUCCAUUUUUGCAUCGACUCCUGCACCAGUUUGCUUGUUCUGCCGGUUCCUCUCGACUCGGCCUCUGCACCAGAACCAGGAAAAUGUUGCGGUUGGUGUCCGGGCGCGUCGGCGGCCUCCUGGCGAAGCGCGCGACCCCCGCGGUGUGUACGAACACGAGCGGCGUCAGGACCGCGCACCACGGACACGCUCCAGACGUGUCUCAGGUGGCGGACAUGUCCAAGCCGUUGUACUGGAACAGGAGGGACGUCCCUCUGCCCGAUCGUCCCUUCAGACUGGAGCUGAACGCAGGAGACAAAAGUCUGAAGGAGAAAGAGAAAGGCUCCUGGAAACAGCUGAGCAACGAGGAAAAGAUCGCACUGUAUCGUAUUUCGUUCGAUCAGACGUUCGCAGAGAUGAAGCGUCCUUCGGCUGAGUGGAAGACGGUUCUUGGAGGAGUCUUCAUCUUCUUGGGCUUCACGGGGCUGGUCGUCUGGUGGCAGAGGAUCUACGUUUACCCUCCGGCCCCUCGCACCUUUGAGCCCGAGUGGCAGCAGCAGCAGGUGCAGAGGAUGUUGGACAUGAGGGUCAGUCCCGUCCAGGGUUUCUCCGCUAAAUGGGACUACGAGAAGAAGCAGUGGAAGUGACCUGAGCCGGGGUCGGAGGUCAGGGGGCAGCUCCGGGGGUCAGGGGUCAGUCCUGUUCUAAACCUUGUGUAAAAAUUAAACCUGUUCUGUGCCGCUUUAAUAAACCGUCCUCUCUGA
This is a messenger RNA of Boleophthalmus pectinirostris (great blue-spotted mudskipper), 881 nucleotides long. RefSeq names its product cytochrome c oxidase subunit 4 isoform 2, mitochondrial. NCBI's taxonomy places the organism in Eukaryota, Metazoa, Chordata, Actinopteri, Gobiiformes, Gobiidae. The transcript is spliced from 6 exons. The record is from RefSeq and is a predicted model, not a curated record. Gene Ontology annotation, biological process: mitochondrial electron transport, cytochrome c to oxygen. The coding region runs from base 222 to 764 and encodes 180 amino acids.